UUUGCAAUAAUACUGUGGGUUCAUUUCAGUGUGGCUGUAAAACUGGUUAUACUUUAAGUGACAAUAAAAUAACAUGCAAAGAUAUUGAUGAAUGUGAUCUUGGCAUUUCUGGUUGUAAUCACACAUGUAUUAACACAGAAGGCAGUUACUACUGUGAAUGUGAAUCUGGCUAUUAUUUAAAUUAUGACAAUCAUACAUGCAUAGAUAAUGAUGAAUGUGCAAUGGGUACUGACACAUGUGAUCAAGUUUGUAUCAAUGUUCCUGGCUCAUUUAAUUGUUCAUGUCAUACUGGUUAUCUUUUGAAAUCUAAUGGGAUCACAUGUCAAGAUAUUAAUGAGUGUCAAACUAUUCCUGGCAUUUGUGAACAUACUUGUAUCAAUACUGAUGGUUCAUUUUACUGUGCAUGUAACAAUGGAUUCACUUUGAACACCACAACUAACACAACUUGUAUUGAUAUUGAUGAAUGUCGUAAUCAGCACAAUUUUUGUGAUCAAAAAUGUAAUAACACCAUUGGCUCCUACUUAUGUUCCUGCAAUACAGGAUAUGAGCUAUGGGCAGAACAUAAUUGUUUUGAUAUCAAUGAAUGCAAUGAUAAUAAUGGAGGCUGCUCAGAUAUAUGCAUUAAUACUGAAGGUAGUUAUCAUUGUCAGUGUCUUGAAGGAUAUCAGUUGAUUGAUAGCAAAAAUUGUGAAGAUAUCAAUGAAUGUAAUACUAAUAAUGGAGGGUGUGAUCACAACUGUACUAACACUAAUGGAAGUUUUGAAUGUUCUUGUACUACUGGCUAUCAUUUAUGUGACCAUUUAUAUUGCAUAGAUAUUGAUGAAUGUCUACAUAAAGAUGGCUUGUGUGGAGAUAUUUGUCACAAUACUGAAGGAAGUUAUGAAUGCAAGUGCCAAACAGGAUAUUACUUGGGCGAUGAUAAUUAUGCUUGUCAUGAUAUUAAUGAGUGUUCAAUGGAAGAUAACGCAUGUGCACAUUACUGUGAGAACAAUAUAGGUAGUUACAGGUGUUACUGUUUCUCUGGACAUCAGUUGGACACUGAUGGUCAUGCUUGCAUAGGUUAGUACUUGACAAUUUCAUGAGUCCACUUGUGUCAA
This is a messenger RNA of Amphimedon queenslandica, 1097 nucleotides long. Its product is annotated as fibulin-1-like. Lineage: Eukaryota; Metazoa; Porifera; Demospongiae; Haplosclerida; Niphatidae. Gene Ontology annotation, molecular function: calcium ion binding. Bases 222 to 1064 code for a protein of 280 amino acids. The record is from RefSeq and is a predicted model, not a curated record. The transcript is spliced from 9 exons.